AUGCUCUCGGUGCUGGUAGAGAAGGGCGCUGCAUCCAUCGUGGUCAAGGUGGUGACGUUAGAGGUGGCGACAACUGCAGAGCUCUCGAUCAUGCUAUUUGAAGGGAAGCAGCCCACGCAGGGCGAAGGCGUAGCAGAUGCACUCGGAGUAGGCCAGAUGGAGAGGGUGAUUGGAGCCGUCGGAAGAACCCAGCUGGAGUUAGCAGUCGACACUGGGAUCGGUGAGACGCUGAUCGUCGCAUUCUUGCUCAGUGUCGAGAACGGUGGAACGGGUAGAUCAGUGCUGGAGACGCUGCCAACAGGAGUCGUGGCGGAAUCAGUCGUGGUGGGGAUAGCUGAGGUGGACCAACUCAAGCUAGACUCUGCAUCAGUCGUAGCAGGAUCAGUCGUGAUCGGUACAGCCGAGAUCAACGAACUCGAGCUUGUCUUGUGGCUCACGAUGAUGGUCUUGGUCAGCUUCGUAGUGGAGUGA
Molecule: messenger RNA, 471 nt
Organism: Parastagonospora nodorum SN15
Lineage: Eukaryota; Fungi; Ascomycota; Dothideomycetes; Pleosporales; Phaeosphaeriaceae
Exons: 1
Coding region: 1-471 (156 amino acids)
Source: RefSeq, a predicted model, not a curated record